CAUAUCGACGCUACUUUUAAUCUGAGUGAGAUAGGAUACCCGGUGAUCACGUGUGGCUUCAGUGACGCUUCCCGAACGUACCAUUUGGCAGCAAUGUUUGUCGUCAGCCGACAUACGCAGAGCGAGUACUCUGGUGUUUUAUCUGCGCUACUUCAAGUCUAUGCGAAACUGUUCUCCGUGCAACCUAGGAUUGACGCUGUGCUUGGGGAUGCUGAGAAAGCUCAGUACAACGCGUUACGUGGUAUCAUUCAAUUUCAAGAUGCAACAUUUUUUAUGUUUUUUUUUCACGUGCUGUACCAUGUGAGAAAGCGCACACGGCAACUCGACAAUUUUGCCGGUGCAAUGGUGUACAGGUGUAUAAUCUCAAUGCACUACGCGAGAAGCCUUUUGGAAUACUACCGAAUUCGCGAUUCAAUUUUGGCGCAGUGGAGGAAUGUUUUUGUGCUUCGCUCCUUCGCAGAUUAUUUUGAAAAGCAGUGGCUCAAUAGUGAGUACUGGCGUUGGAACUCGUUUCACACACCUAUUGGAUACGCUGCCACCAACAACCCGUGCGAAACAGUCAACGCUAGUGUCAAAAGGCAUGUUAUGCGCAAAAUGUUUGACACAAGUCGUUUGCUGAGGAAGCUUACUGUGAGAUCGGGAAAUGACUGCGGCCGGGCGAGUUCCGGCCGAGGUCUAACUGCCUUGAGCUUGCGAGUGAUAGCUGACCGAGGGCUCUGA
Molecule: messenger RNA, 720 nt
Organism: Phytophthora sojae
Lineage: Eukaryota; Oomycota; Peronosporomycetes; Peronosporales; Peronosporaceae
Exons: 1
Source: RefSeq, a predicted model, not a curated record